UUUCCGGCUGGGAGGCUUUGGCCGAUCGCCCCGCGUCCCUUUUCGGGGGCCGCGGUGGCAGCCGAGGCGGUGGUGGCGGCUGGCUGUGUGGGGGGCCGGAGAGGAGGUCCGUAAGCCAACGCCAUGUCGAGUCUGCACAAGAGCCGGAUUGCCGUUUUCCAGGAUGUGCUAAAGGAGCCAUCGAUCGCCUUGGGAAAGCUGCGGGAGCUCAGCUUCAGUGGCAUUCCCUGUGAGGGUGGACUGCGGUGCCUGUGCUGGAAGAUCCUCUUGAACUACCUGCCCUUGGAGAGAGCCUCGUGGGCUUCUAUCCUGGCCAGGCAAAGGGAACUGUAUGCUCAGUUCCUGAGGGAAAUGAUUAUCCAGCCUGGCAUUGCCAAGGCCAACAUGGGCGUGUCCAGAGAGGACGUGACCUUUGAAGACCACCCGCUCAACCCCAGCCCCGAUAGCCGGUGGAACACCUACUUCAAGGACAACAAGGUGCUGCUGCAGAUUGACAAAGACGUCCGGAGGUUGUGCCCCGACAUGUCCUUCUUCCAGAGUGCCACCGAGUACCCAUGCCUCCUCAUCCUGGACCCCCAGAAUGAGUUUGAGACCCUUCGGAAGCGCGUGGAGCAGACAACACUAAAAUCCCAAACAGUGGCACGGAAUCGGAGUGGAGUGACAAACAUGAGCUCCCCUCACAAGAACUCUGGCUCCUCGACCCUGAACAAGUACGAGGUGCCGCCCAGCGGCUGCGAGGCACACUGGGAGGUGGUGGAGCGGAUCCUGUUCAUCUACGCCAAGCUCAACCCUGGCAUCGCCUAUGUGCAGGGCAUGAACGAGAUCGUGGGGCCGCUCUACUACACCUUCGCCACCGACCCUAACAGCGAGUGGAAAGAGCACGCCGAGGCCGACACCUUCUUCUGCUUCUCCAACCUCAUGGCCGAGAUCCAGGACAACUUCAUCAAGAGCCUGGAUGACUCGCAGUGCGGCAUCACCUAUAAGAUGGAGAAGGUGUACUCGACGCUGAAGGAGAAGGACCUGGAGCUCUACCUAAAGCUGCAAGAGCAGAACAUCAAGCCGCAGUUCUUCGCCUUCCGCUGGCUCACGCUGCUGCUGUCCCAGGAGUUCCUGCUGCCCGACGUCAUCCGGCUCUGGGACUCGCUCUUCGCCGACGACCGCCGCUUUGACUUCCUGCUGCUCGUCUGCUGUGCCAUGCUCAUACUGAUCCGGGAGCAGCUGCUAGAAGGGGACUUCAUCGUCAACAUGCGGCUGCUGCAGGACUACCCUGUCAGUGACGUCUCCCAGAUCAUACAGAAAGCUAAGGAGCUCCAGGACUCGCAGUAACAGGCUGUAAGAGGUCCAGGCGUGGGAGAGAAGCCACCUGCCCCGUGCCCCAGCUUGUGGGAUUCACAGAAGCCACCUGCCCUGUGCCCCUACUUGUGGGGCAGCUUCCAGGGAAGGGC
Messenger RNA from Ochotona curzoniae (black-lipped pika), 1445 nucleotides. RefSeq names its product TBC1 domain family member 13 (gene TBC1D13). Gene Ontology annotation, molecular function: GTPase activator activity. The record is from RefSeq and is a predicted model, not a curated record. The coding region runs from base 124 to 1326 and encodes 400 amino acids. The transcript is spliced from 12 exons. Gene Ontology annotation, biological process: activation of GTPase activity; intracellular protein transport. Lineage: Eukaryota; Metazoa; Chordata; Mammalia; Lagomorpha; Ochotonidae.